UGGCAAUACCGGAUCCAUAACCCAUUGAGCAAGGCCAGGGAUAGAACCUGCAACCUCAUCAUUCCUAGUUGGGUCCGUUUCCACUAUGCCACGGUGGAAACGCCCACACCUGACUUUUAAACACAAAAUUGUUGUCACCAAUUAUUGGUUCCUUACCAACUGAAAAUAAACUGUUUUAGUGUUUUAGUAACUGAAAAUAAACUGUUUUAGUGUUUUAGUGUUUUAGUCUACUUAAUUCAACCCCCUGUGACCACUAGUUCCCUAAAUGUGUAACUUGUCCGUAGGUGUAAUAGUAGCCAAGAGGUCCAAUUUUAAGGUUAGCAAAUCUAGUUUUAAAUCCUGAUACCAAAUUAUGCAUAUGACAUUAAUAUAAGAUACUUUAGCUGUCUGUGCCUCAGUUUCCUUACUUUUAUUUAAACAGGGGGUAAUAGAUGACUAUUUCAUGGGGUUUUUAUAAAUCUUCUAAAUUGUCUAUGAUGAUUACAUUGGAAUGUUUUCAUGUGGUAAUGCCUAAAAAAUUGGGGAGUUGAUGUUUUACCUUGUAAAUUCACUUCAAAUAGAUAAAUAUAUUCCUUUGUAAGAAUUCUAAAUAUAUAGAUUUAUAUCCACUAAGUGAAAUUUACUUGAAAAUACUAAGUAAUUCCACUAUUUGCAUGGCCCUUUUUUUUUUUUUUUGAUUGAUGCUAUAAAUAACAAACUGUCUUACACUUUACAUUCAUUUCGAUGGGGGAAGGACAGUACAUGCUAUGUGGCAUUCAGCUCAUCUGUUUUGUUAGUUUGGUUGUAUAAAAGUAUUUGUAGAUGAUAAAAUUUUCAUACUCUUGAAGAUAAUGUUAUAGAUCCUACACUGCUUCUGGAUUUAUACUGGUGCCUUGAUUUAAAGUAGGAUUUUCCCCUGACAGUGUAUGUUAAUAUUUGGAAAAUUCCCUAUCACUAGGCUAGCACCAUCUUGACAGCCCUGUGUUCUGCUUCUACCUUGCUAAUUGUUUCCUUGGGAUUAUUUGGAUUGUGUAGAAAGCUUUUUGCAAAUCCUCUUAUUACUGAAGUCAUUGUUGCCAGCAGGAAUAAGAUUAAAGGUGCUUAAGUCUGUAGAGUUGUUUCUAAUUUGUACGUGUCAUUUCAGUGGCAUUUUAACAGAACUCUGUCUCCUGUCCCUCCCUUCUCCCCUGGUACUAUCUCAAGUUAGGUCCAAGAAGCCAGACCAUUGGAAGAAGUCUCAUUUUAUCCUCCUAAUUAUUAUGCUGGCACUCAGGAGAUAAUUUUUCCCUUCAUGCACUGCCAAUUAAUAUGCAAAUGGACUGAUAAAUAUUUAUGCAAUGAUUUAAAUUAUGCAGGGGGUGCUUUCAGUGUAUUCUGUAAAUGAAUUGUUCGUGGACUUCAAAGUGCUGGCUGCUGUGCUAACGAGGAGAGAUUUGCAUAAGGCCCUAAUCACGCGCAUACUGAUUAAGCUUCAUUAUGGAAACUGCCAGCUGCAAUCUUUGUUUCUAUUUUAUUACAAAAAGGGGAACUUUUCAUGCUUCAGUUGCCUUGACAAUGUCAGUCCUAGCUGGUAGGAGAGACUAAAACUCUGAGCAACUGAAGUUUCCUUAUUCAGUUGAAGAUUGCUAUGGUGUAACUGAAGUUGUGUUUUGCUUCUCCCCCUAAUCCACUUUCCACCUCCCACCCUUGUUCUCUUAAGAAUAUAGUGUAGAUUUGUUAGAAAUAGUAGUACCUUCUUUCCCCCACCCCAAACCGCUACCUGUUUUCUUCCUUGCUUUGGACUGUCUGAACCUCUAGAAGAUUUCACAGCAAUGCUGGACUGCAGUGACUAUGUUCUAGACUCAAGAAUGAACAAUCCGUCAGAAACCAGUAAACCAUCUAUGGAGAGUGGAGAUAGCAACACAGGCACACAAACCAAUGGUCUGGACUUUCAAAAGCAGCCUGUGCCUGUUGGAGGAGCAAUUUCAACAGCCCAGGCCCAGGCUUUCCUUGGACAUCUCCAUCAGGUCCAGCUCGCUGGAACAAGUUUACAGGCUGCUGCUCAGUCAUUAAAUGUACAGUCUAAAUCUAAUGAAGAAUCUGGGGAUUCACAGCAGCCAAGCCAGCCUUCUCAGCAGCCUUCAGUGCAGGCUGCCAUCCCCCAGACCCAGCUUAUGUUGGCUGGAGGACAGAUAACUGGGCUGACUUUGACACCAGCCCAGCAACAGUUAUUACUACAGCAGGCACAGGCACAGGCACAGCUGCUGGCUGCGGCAGUGCAGCAGCAUUCCGCCAGCCAACAGCACAGUGCUGCUGGGGCCACCAUCUCAGCCUCCGCCGCCACUCCCAUGACGCAGAUCCCGCUCUCUCAGCCCAUACAGAUCGCACAGGAUCUGCAACAACUGCAACAACUACAACAGCAGAAUCUCAACCUGCAACAGUUUGUGUUGGUACAUCCAACCACCAACCUGCAACCAGCACAGUUUAUCAUCUCACAGACGCCCCAGGGCCAGCAGGGUCUCCUGCAAGCGCAAAAUCUUUUAACGCAACUACCUCAGCAAAGCCAAGCCAACCUCCUACAGUCGCAGCCAAGCAUCACCCUCACCUCCCAGCCAGCAACCCCAACACGCACAAUAGCAGCAACCCCAAUUCAGACACUUCCACAGAGCCAGUCAACACCAAAGCGAAUUGAUACUCCCAGCUUGGAGGAGCCCAGUGACCUUGAGGAGCUUGAGCAGUUUGCCAAGACCUUUAAACAAAGACGAAUCAAACUUGGAUUCACUCAGGGCGAUGUUGGGCUUGCUAUGGGUAAACUGUAUGGAAAUGACUUCAGCCAAACUACCAUCUCUCGUUUUGAAGCCUUGAACCUCAGCUUUAAGAACAUGUGCAAGUUAAAGCCACUUCUGGAGAAGUGGCUAAAUGAUGCAGAGAACCUCUCAUCUGAUUCGGCUCUCUCCAGCCCAAGUGCCCUGAAUUCUCCAGGGCUGGGAGUUGAGGGCUUGAACCGUAGGAGGAAAAAACGCACCAGCAUAGAGACCAACAUCCGUGUGGCCUUAGAGAAGAGUUUCUUGGAGAAUCAAAAGCCUACCUCGGAAGAGAUCACCAUGAUUGCUGAUCAGCUUAAUAUGGAAAAAGAAGUGAUACGUGUUUGGUUUUGUAACCGCCGCCAGAAAGAAAAAAGAAUCAACCCACCAAGCAGUGGUGGGACCAGCAGCUCACCUAUCAAAGCAAUUUUCCCCAGCCCAACCUCACUGGUGGCAACCACGCCAAGCCUUGUGACAAGCAGUGCAGCAACUACCCUCACAGUCAAUCCAGUCCUUCCUCUAACUAGCGCUGCGGUAACUAAUCUCUCUGUUACAGGCACUACAGACACCACCUCCAACAACACUGCAACCGUGAUUUCCACAGCGCCUCCGGCUUCCUCAGCAGUCACUUCCCCCUCUCUGAGUCCCUCCCCUUCUGCCUCAGCCUCCACCUCCGAGGCAUCUAGUGCCAGUGAGACCAGCACAACACAGACCACCUCCACUCCCUUGUCCUCUCCUCUUGGGACCAGCCAGGUGAUGGUGACAGCGUCAGGGUUGCAAACAGCAGCAGCUGCUGCCCUCCAAGGAGCUGCACAGUUGCCAGCAAAUGCCAGUCUUGCUGCCAUGGCUGCUGCUGCAGGACUAAACCCAGGCCUGAUGGCACCCUCACAGUUUGCAGCUGGAGGUGCCUUACUCAGUCUCAAUCCAGGGACCCUGGGCGGUGCUCUCAGCCCUGCACUGAUGAGCAACAGUACACUGGCAACUAUCCAAGCUCUUGCUUCUGGUGGCUCUCUUCCAAUAACGUCACUGGACGCGACUGGGAACCUGGUAUUUGCCAAUGCAGGAGGAGCCCCCAACAUCGUGACUGCCCCUCUGUUCCUGAACCCUCAGAACCUCUCUCUGCUCACCAGCAACCCAGUUAGCUUGGUCUCUGCCGCUGCAGCCUCUGCAGGGAACUCUGGACCUGUAGCCAGCCUUCAUGCCACCUCCACCUCAGCUGAGUCCAUCCAGAACUCUCUCUUCACAGUCGCCUCUGCCAGCGGGGCUGCCUCCACCACCACCACCGCCUCCAAGGCACAGUGAGUGGGGCCAAGCAGGGCUGCCUCCAGUCUUCUUCACUCUGGGUGUGAUAGGGCUGCCAGCUUGGCUGAGACUAAAACAUGUGAUUGGCUUCCUCUUGCCAUGUUGCAAGGGCAAGGGAGAGAAGAAAAAAACACAUGCCGAAAAAAAAAUGGAUGGAGACGGGACAACAUUUGCCUAAUUUUGUAAUAAAACACUGUCUUUUCAGGAUUGCUUCAUGGAUCGGAGAACUUUCUAACCAAAAAUUAAAAAAAAAAAAAAAAGCAGAAACGAAAAAUCAAAAACAAACAAACAAAAAAAUAAGUGAAAGGACUACUUAUCAUUUCCAGCAGUCAUGAUGACGAGUUAAGGUGGGUUAUCAAUUCCAAUAUAGGAAGGGGAUUUCUUGUUUGUCUAAAUUUCUUUUUUUUUCCUUAAAAAAAAAAUCAUUUUUAUGGGUCUGUUGUACAGGCCAUUAAGUCAUAACAAGGUGUUUAUAAUCGUAUCAAUUGUGUUGGGGGUUCCUUUCUUAACUGGUACAAUUUAGGCAGGCCUGUAUUACUGUAUCUCUAUUAUUAUUGUUGUUAUUGUUUUAUAUAUAUAUAUACAUAUAUAUAUAUAUAUAUAUAUAUAUAUAUAGUUUGGACAUGUUUAUCUCUUGCUCCUGGAUCCUAUUUCAGUGAGCUCCCACACUGUGGGGCGGGAGGGUUUUGGGGUGAGGUGGGGCUUACGUUCUUAACUGCGGGGAAUGUUCUUGCUGGUUUCCUUAUCCUUGAUGACUCUUACAGAGGUGCUAGAAAAUUAUUUUCUUUUGCCACUUAUGCAAGAGGCUUGGUGCAGAAGCUGAAGGCAGUGUGUGCAAACACUCUCACUCCACACACGCCCCCUCCCCCCGAUCAGGUGGUGCCUUUGGAGCACUUUUGCGUAGGAAGGAAUUCCUGCUGAACUGUAGCUCUCACUCACCCCGAACCAUUGAAUGACCUGGGGCCCAGAUCCUGUGGUGCAGCAGUGCUGCCUUCUGCUACUUUCAGUGGGAAUGCCUGUGCAUGUUGCAGGGCAGGAUUUGGUUCCAAAGAGCAAAGACUACUGCAGACACCUGACUUGGUGGUUCUCCUGAUUUCUAAUCUCCUGAAAUGCUCCUACUGUUGGUGUGUUUGUUUGUUUGUUCCACUUUGUGGAAGUUUUUCAUCCAAACUUCUUUAACUUACUUGGCAAAGAACAAAAUAACUGAAAUUGGGAAAUAUUUCCCUUCUUUUGUUUUCUGAAGGAAUUUUUCUAGACCGUUUUCCAUUAGUUAUAGAUCAUCGAAAGAGGUGUGUUAAGAGUCUGGGGUUACCACCUUUUCCUCUAGCCACAGACUUUCUUUUCACCAGAUGGCUUAUCACUUCCUCUAACCCUGACAUUAUCCUUGGUUCUCUGACUAGAGAAGGCACGCAUUUGCCAGACAUGGGAUCUGUAGAACCUUUGACAGACUUUAAGCAGGAACUUUGCACAACUUCACGUUUCUCCUAGGUUUGUUAGUGAUGCUCCUGCUAACUAGGUCUAAAUGGCAAUACACAUCUCUCUAUUCAUUAUAGAAGUUGAUUAGCGUCUGUAAUUGUUUCCAGGGUAUUUCUAGACUAUAUAAAUGAGCCCACAAAAAGGAAGUGUUUAUGGAAGUAGAUGAAGAGGAAUGAGGGUAACUUGGAAAUUAGCUUCCCCUUUUUGUCAAUGUUCUGUUAUUACAGUAUCUAUAUCCAGAAAAUUCCCCAAAGACUGGAUGACUGCAAUGCAGCUCAUCUGAGCGCCCUUCUUAUUGGAGUUAAAGGUUCCCACCUGGUGUCUGUGGGUGCUUGCUUAUAUCUCCAGUGGUCCCUUGACUGCACUUUUUCCCCCUUGCAAGCUGGGGGCUGAGAGAGAGCUUACAGGUAAUUUUUGUUCUGCUUGCUCUGCUUGUGUCCACAAGGGAGCUUGGAUUCUGUGUAUUUGUUUCUUCACAGUGCUGGGAAAGGCAGUGAUAUGGACACAAUGUGUAUUUUUGUUUGUGAUCAUCCAAGUGGGAGACAGGCAUAUUAAUAUUAAAAAGCCAGAAACGUUUUAGUCCCCUUGUUAAUUUUUCUUCUGUUCCUUCUGUCUUCCCAUUUUAUUUCACAAAGUAUUUACUUACUACCCUUCCCCUUCCUAAAGUCCCUCCAAAAUCAGUGAACUGCAAGCAGGGAAACUAACAAAUGUCCAUCCACCUUUUUUAUGUGUGGUAUUUUUUUAUGUUGUUGUAUUUUGUUUGGUUGUUUUUUUGUUAUUGUUUUUUUUUUUUUUUUUGACUAAGCUUGAACCAAAGUCAAAUUUUAGCAAGCUGCUGUACUAAUGGACUAGUUUGUAUCGUGCAGUUCAGACACAUUGAGGAGAUAGAUGCUACUGACAAUUUCUUUUUUCAUUUGUCUUUUAUUAAUUUUAUAUAAAAGUUGCUGCUUGUUUUAAUCUUUUAUGUUGGUAAAUUGUAAUAUCCUCUGGGCAGACAUUAACUUGAUUUUUUAACUAGUUUAUUUAGUUUGAUGUGUAAAUAGGAUGGCAGUGUCAGUUACUAAUUUUUCUCCUCUUCAACCCACUAUUUCUCUGAUAUAGUUGACUUUAAUCUUUUAUCCUGAUUUGACAUCUCUAAUUUUAGUCUGCGCAAAUGAUUUUAGAGGUUUCAGUAAUACUGUAGCUGCCCAUAGUGGUGAGUCCCUCCCCUGGGAGAGGUAAUUUAGGAGGAAGGAUUCAGGGAGGGAAAUGCUGAUACCCACCAUACUGUAGUAGAGGUUAUAGCAUUAAUUUCCCAAAAUUGCUACCAAAGGAAGUGUUGAGCCCCAAGGGACUCAAGCCCCAGUGGAUUAAGAGGAAGAACAAGGAAAGGCUGAGUUUGUUUGUUUGUUUUCCUAUGUGGUUGAAAAGAUGCUUCCUCUCCCAAAUAAGAUUCUCCAACAUACUUUAAUAUUUUUAAAAACUUACUAAGCUUUAAAUGUCAGUACGAUGGUCUCUUCCCCACCCUGUCUAUAUUCACUAGUCAGUUUGGGAUAAGGGGAUUCUGCCUUUGUGUGUGUAUGUGGAUCACUUUAUGAGGAUAAACUUUAAACCAGCAUAAAAACCUGUGUUUAAAAGAAGAAAUAAAUCCUUAGACAAAGGUAACUUCUAGAAUUUUUCUUUUUUUUUUAAUCUUAUUUAAAAACAAGUUGUGAGAUGAAAGAUACAUUUAUACAUGUACACACAAAACACUAAAACAGCUUGUUCAUGGGUGUUUUAACUUAAAAUCAACUCCCCCAUCGUCAUCCCUAGAUAUUCUGCUGAUUGUAUUGCUUCAUGACUCAACCUUUAGUCCUUUUUUACUUUAUAUCAUCUUUUUUAUCAUCUCAAGAUAUGCUUUUUGAAUCAAAUGAAUCUCGUAAGCUAAGGUACUCAGACCUAACUUUUAGCCUCCUUAUGUGGGAGAGUCUGGAAAUUAAGGGGACCAUUUGACCAAAAAGAAGUGUUUGGUAGAGUGUCUGCCAUUUCUAAGAGGAGGGGCCAGAUAGGUCAUCACAGUUCAUUGUGUCAUCCUUCUUUUUUUCUUCUUAAUGUUUAUGCAAGUUUCAUUUCAUCCCUGAAUUUGGUUAACAUACAUUAAGCCAAAGACUAACUCUUAAUGCAUUUAUAGUGAUACUAUAUUUGCCCAUGGCAGUGGGCCCUCCCUAGGGAGUGGUGAAUGUAAUUGUUUGAAUCCUGCUUAUCACAAGCAGUGUGAUUUGAUCGUGAACUUUAUUUUGUACCCUGUAUAAAUCUGAAGGACAGAACAGAAAGACCUGGAAAAGAGCUUCUCAGAGGAAUGAUAUUGUUGCUUCCCAUUUAAGAAAUAAGUUGAGUGCUAUGUUGAGUGUUAAGUGGUUCUGAAGUUAUCUAGGCAGCUUUUUAGAAUUAAAAAAUUGUUCCUGUCCAUUCACUACCUGAUAUAAAGUGAACUUUUAUUUAUUUGAUAAGAAGGAUCAAUACCUUCCCUGUGUACUCAGCUGAUACUAGAGAAAUGGAACCAAAGGAAUCCAACUUUCAUUUUGUGUAGGACCAUAAUGAUUUAUACUCCUUAGUAGCAUUAUGAGAAAUUAACGUGGUUUUUUACAAAGGAAAGAUUAGUUAAAAGAUUUUUAGUGAAACUAUCUUGCCAGUUUGUUCGACACCAUUCACUAUUGAGAAAAAAAGCACAAUUAUACCUUUUUUUUUUACGUUAUUUUGUUCUGUUAUCCCUCAUUUAUUUGGGAAGGUGGGGGAAAACCUUGUCUGUUAUCCAAAAGCACAGAUACUUGCUUGACACAGUAUUUAAAUUCAGUCCCAUCUUUAACAUUAAAUUUCCUAUUUAAAUUGCUGGGAAAGCUGGAUACCUUUGCAAAUGUAGGAAAUUAAUGUAGAUUUUUAAAGUUGUAAAUCCCAAUAGUAAACAUUGAAAUUAGUGUAUAAUUAAAAAAAAAAAAAAAACUUGGCUUACAGAGGAAACUCUUUGUAGUUCAUAAAGUUGUGCC
Sus scrofa (pig) is the source of this 8542-nucleotide messenger RNA. NCBI's taxonomy places the organism in Eukaryota, Metazoa, Chordata, Mammalia, Artiodactyla, Suidae. The record is from RefSeq and is a predicted model, not a curated record.